This is a messenger RNA of Chara braunii, 6503 nucleotides long. The record is from the annotation of a GenBank genome assembly. NCBI's taxonomy places the organism in Eukaryota, Viridiplantae, Streptophyta, Charophyceae, Charales, Characeae.
GGUACCACUGUUUUCUUUUUCCUCUGUGGCGCGGCGGACUACUUCCUGCACACUUGCACUCAGAGAAGGCCUUGGUCGGUCAGACCAUGGGACUGAAGAGGAUAUAGGGGAGAACAGUGAAGGGAAUGGGAUUUGCAUGCCAGGUGUGCCCGGCGUCAAGCAGUUGCAGAGUGGGAGACGAGCUCGAGGCGGAGAUAUCAGCGCCCAAGCGGUUACGCCGAGAAAGGGGGGGCGCACUAGAGCGGGCGACGAGUGUGACCAAGAUGCGCUGCAACGGGGUGCACCAGGGGAAGCGACGGCAGGGAACGCAGCGAACGUACCUUCUCAUGAUGCGCAGUGGUUCUAAGUUGCUCAUGGUCAACGACCGAGACCGCAGAGAUCGCGAGCCGUUUGCGCGAGCAAGGAGGCUGGAUGAUUACCCGCGAAGCACUCGCUAUGAGGCCGAUCGGGGUAGAGGCGACUCCCGCGGCCGAUGGGAGACAGAUCAGGGUCGACGAGAUGGAUAUAGGGACGACAGAUACGAGAGAUCUGACCGAGAUGGAUAUAGGGACGACAGAUACGAGAGAUCGGACCGAGACGGAUAUAGAGACGACAGAUACGAGAGGUCGGGUCGAGAUGGCUACAGAGGUGGUAGGUAUAAAAGAGGAGAUCGGGAUUGGGAACGACGAGAUGGGUCACGCGGACGAUUUGAGCGCGGGGGAGAUGCGAGAGAGCAGCGCUACGAGUCGCGGGGGUGGUACAACCAAGGGGACCGACGCAAUGAGUCACGAGGGCGAUAUGACUCGGGGGACCGCCGGAAUGAUUCACGAGGGCGGUAUGAGCAAGGAGGGUCUGGAGGAGACUGCCGCAAUGAUUCGCGCGGUCGGAAUGAGAGAGGGGGAUAUGGCAUCUCAUUAGAACCAUAUCCCAAGUCGCCUAACCCCAAGGCAGUCAGGAGUUCGAUCUCUAGAAGUGCAGACGACAGGCCAUCUACUCCCAGGAACUCAUGCGUCUACUGUAGAGGAGAAGAUCAUAUCAAGAGGGAUUGCCCGGACCUCAAACGGGCAAUAGAUGAGGGACUUGUCGUGCUUGACGACCGCAAAUACGUCAAGUGGGCAGAUGGUCUGGGAGAUGUAUCGAUGUUCCCUUCGAUGAAGGAGAAUGUCGAAGCAAGGAGAGUAAAGUCGAGUAAAGAAAAGGAGCCGGUCAGGAGCCAGAGCAUCAAGAUAACCUUAGAGGGGGAUAUGGCGACCACACCCAUAAGGGUGACAGCCACCAAGUCGGCGAGAGGGUCUACAUCGAAGAAGGAUGACACGGAUUGCGUGAUGGCGGAGAAGGACGGACGGCGGGUCGAUGGAGCAGAGGUUAUCCUUUCGCCGCGAAAACGGGAAGUGAAGAAGUUCUUAAUGAAGAGUUCGCUGGAUGAGAUUGACACGGUCGAGCCACUGAGGCGGGCCCUUCGGCAACCCAUGCAGUGCUCUAUUCUGGAGUACCUGGCGGCAUCGAAGCCGGCUUGUGAUGAGUUACAGAUGAUCACGCGGAAGACUCGCAGACCUCUAUCGGAGGAGGGUCAGGGGGGCCCUAAGGAGGAAGCUUCUACAGUAGCAGUAACGGGGGUGACUACCAAAGCGAAUCGCAUGGCGACAGUCCUUCUCGAUGGAAUGGAAGGUGUGCCUCCAAACAAGUUUUAUAUACUUGGUAGCGGGGCCGUGGAGACGAUUAUAAACGAUGGAGCGGUACUCGAUGCUGUGAUCGAUAACGACAGUGAGGCUGUCAUCAUAGACGAGGACCUGGCAGUACAGGCUGGACUGGGCCUCGAUAGGUCAUACCUAUUCGAGAUAGAGACGGCUGAUGGGAGAAAGCAACAGAUCACUGGGGUUUGUCACAAGGCAUCCAUAGAGGUCCAAGGGGUACGAGUGACCCUGCCUGUCUUUGCAGUCAAGAACUGCAGCUCCGACCUGCUCUUGGGUCGAACGUGGCUGAGCCACGUGCAUGCGAUAACGAUAGAGCGACCUGAUGGGAGCCAAACAUUGUCCAUUAGGAAGCCAGACGGGACGCGGGUAAUGAUUGAGACAGUGGAGCCUCGGGACCCGAGGAAAAGAGCAACUCUUGUUGUGGGUGCGAGACCCAGUGAUCAGAUUAAAUCGUUACCUAUCUCCGGCCGUGCGGUGCAAUUUCACGAGAAGAAAUAUGGACUUUUGCUCACAGAGGAAGAAGGUCGGAUCGUGGAGGUGAAAGAUUUAGGGAGUUGGCUAAUAGUGGACGGCAACUCGUACCCAAAGGAAAAAGAUGAGGAAUUUGGCGGUGUGGUAUCCGUAAAAGGGACGAGCUCUGGGAGCGCUACCGCCGGCUCGUGUCGGGAUGUGCGGAGCCCGUCGACGUCGACGUUGUUGGUGACGACGAGGUUGUCGCCGUGCCACGCAAGCCAUCGGCUCCACACCUGCGCUAACUGUUCGCCCCACUCCCUUAGCGAGGCCCGGAUCGCCGUAUGCCUUGACGUGGGCUCUGUGCCACACGCCGAUUUACUGGCACAAGGUGCCGCAGGUAGGUCGAUUUAUUCGGUCUGUGAUCUGUUCUCAGGUUAUGAUGAGGUACCGCUUCAUCCUAGAGACAGGCACCUCACGGCUAUGCAUACGCCAUUGGGACUGAUACAGAUGAUGGUUGUCCCUAUGGGUUGGACUAAUGGGGUAGCCGUUUUUCAGAGAGUCAUGGUAGCCGUCCUCAAGGACUUCAUCCCUGAUAAGGUUGAAGUUUUUCUGGAUGACUUUCCUAUAAAAGGGCCAGUAAACAAAGAUGAGGCAGAGGUUGCACCUGGAGUUAGAAGAUUCGUCGAGCAGCACCUAACGGAUAUUUGCGCGGUACUCGAGCAGCUUGACGAUGCGAAUCUAACAGUCAGCGGAACAAAGAGCCGAUGGGCCGUCUCGACUAUUAAGAUCUUGGGCUUUAUCUGUGACUCGAGGGGACGCCGAGCAGAUCCAGCGAAGUUAGACAAACUCCUGAACUGGCCGUCACCAUUACACAGUCCAACCGAGGUCCGGCAGUUUCUGGGAGUGGUCGGUUACUGGCGAAUAUUCAUACGAGGGUAUGCAGAGAAGGCUGAGCCAUUGAGACUACUCCUUCGAAAAACUGAGAAAUUCUACUGGGAUUCCUCGCAGGAACUCGCUAUGCAGGAGCUUAAAGAUGAAUUUAAGGAGGGAGGACGCGUACUGGGCGUGCCGUACUUUGAUGAUGAGGCUGGGAGACCUUUCAUAGUAGCUACGGAUGCUGGGCCUUGUUCGGUAGGAGGGUUGCUGUCUCAGAAGGACGCUGAAGGGAAGGAAAGACCAUUAAGAUUUGAGAGUAGGACAUUGAAUACGGCAGAGCGAAACUACAGUCAAUUCAAGAAGGAAGUAUUAGCUGUUCUGCGGUGUCUAGACACGUUCGGACAUUAUAUCUAUGGACGACGGUUCAUCUUGAGAGUAGACCCCACCGCGGUUGCCUCUGUUCUCCAGAAGGACUUUAGUCUGAUGGACCCGACCAUCGCCCGAUGGUUAAUACGGAUUCGGCUAUACGAUUACACGGUUGAGAGGAUAUCAGGCACUAAAAAUGUCGUGGCAGAUGGACUUUCGCGCAUCCCUCUUGAGGCCGAGCGCCCGAUAGUAGCUGGGGCCCUGACUAUGGCAGAGCCAAGACGCACCGAGCGUUUUUUGGUUAACCUUUACGAGGGCAAAUACCGAAUGAUCGGGCUACAUUUGUCAGGAAAGGAAAGUCAAGAAUCAGAUAUCCGGAGACAAGCGGCCCAGUACUGCCUUAGAGUUGGCCAUCUGUUUCGAAGGCCAGUAGGGUCGGGAAUGCCCUUACCAGUAGUCUGUGAUCCUGAGGAGAGACAGACAAUAGUUGCGGAGCUUCACGACGGGGUAGUCGGAGGACACAUGGGAGUCAAAGGAACCUACGAAAAGGUACGCAGGUUGUACUGGUGGGAAGGACAAGAUAAGGACGUCGAGAGGUAUUGUAGGACCUGCGAAGAGUGCCAGAAGAGAGCUCUUGUGAAAUACAAAGAGCCACUUCAUCCAUCCUAUCCAACCCGACCAGGAGAGAAGGUACACAUCGAUCUAGUGAAGAUGUCGAAAGGGGUGGGCAAUAUGAACUAUGUUGUUAACAUACGAGACGACUUCACGGGUUUCGUGGACGGUAGACCUAUCAGGAGCGACUCGCUGUCAGAACUUACCAAAGUCGAGCGGCGGAGAGUCACAGAGCGGGCACAGGACUAUCGCUGGCGGGGACCGACGUUACAAAAACGAAAAGUCGAUGAUGACGGAGGGUCUAACUGGUUGACGGUUCCGCACCCUUUCGCUAGGUUCGAUUGGACACGAGCCGCUCAUGAAGAGGAUGCGGUCCAUUUCGCGGUAAAGUACACGGAAAAAGCCAUCGAAAAGAACGGAUGGUACUGGUCGGGAAUUCGAGAAGAUGUGAAAUACACCGUUCAGAAUUGCCCGGCCUGCGUUGCGGACAAGGCGUCGGUACAGAUGCCUCGGACGAUGGUGCCCACUCGUGUAGAGCGCCCCUUUCAGAGGGUUAGCAUCGACACGACGGAUAUCAACGUUCCGAGAGGUCCCGUCGAUCAGGGAGAGCUCAAUGUUCUUUUAGUGGCCGUCGAUCAUUUUUUGAAAUGGAUCGGGGCGUACCCUAUGUCCAGCCGGAAUUCGCAGGAAGUAGCUUGGAUGAACCAUCGCCAGCCGGAGCAUGAGCCCCUCGAGCAUUUCCAGACGCCGCAUGCAGAUCGCUUGUUGCGGCAUCGGUUCAAUGAGGAAAGGCGGUUGCGGUACGACAUUCAGCAGGUGAGUGUGUCAGCGCCUGGGGUUGCUGAUUUGGCGGCGUACUCGUUGCUUUGGGAUCGGCUGACAUAUGCGGGGGUGUACGUGGACGUGAUGCAGUUGCCUAGCCAGGAGACGACUCGAGUAUUCAUUGAGUUCCGCGCGCUCCAGGUGGCACCCAAUUUCGUGCACAGCGUAGCCACCUUUAUCGGAGACUUGACGAUCCUACCGCAGCCGAAUCGGGAGCCGGUGCGAAGCUUUGUGCGCGAAUACGCGGUGGAAGUGGCCAGAUCAGUGGCCGGAUUGCAAGGACGCAGGGGACUCCGAUUCACAGCCCACGAAGUGCUGCUGCGCAGGGAAGAGGACGGACCAAUUGCGUUGGUGCCACAGCUCCCCGCGCUUCUUCCUCCCGCUGCUCCUCUCAACUUCCAAGCUAUUCCCCCUCUCACUGACGUGGAGCCGCUGCCCUCCGCCGACGAAGACGCGUGGGAGUUGCACCGUGCGCUGUACAAGUCGGUGGCGCUGAGGAUGUUCCGGUUCUUCGUGGAUCACGAAGACCACUGCAUCGGGGAGCACUUCGUCGUCUACUAUGUCAUCACACGGCCCAAGCCAGCGGAGAAGGAAGGGACGGUGGCGCUGUACCCAUUCGCCCAGCUCCAGACGAUCGAUCCGGGAUUGUUGGAGCUCAUACAUUUUGAGCUCCUCUCCAUUGCGCAAGUGAUCGCGAGCGAGGAGGAGGAGAUCCAACCACGAUUGCGGACGGCGACGGCCCCGUGGAGAACGUACAACGCGGUCGUCAUCCCGGAUUACAUUGCGCAGCGCGCGGAGAGGUUGGAGGACUUCCCGGAGGAAAAGCCGUUGCGGCCUCCCUCGUCGUAUCCUCGACCGGCACCACCAAAGGCCCCCAAGAAGACGCCGAAGAGAAAGAGAUGCCACUCGUCGCCAGGAGCGCAAGGCAACAGGAUCGGCGGCGGUCGGGAGGUGAUUCAGCCCGCGCAUACGCGGAAUCCUGACCCUGUGCCUGGGAGUGAGGCGACGCUCGUUAAGGAGAUUGUCGUGCCAUCGCCGCCCUUUCCGCGUGUGCCCGAUCUCAAUCUUGAUGGAGCCGGGUCAUCAGCAGCAGCAGCAGGCAGAGGAGGAAGCCGAAUGGGAUUUCCGGAUCCCAUAUCUAGACCCCCCGUCCUCGCGGGACCUCUCCAGGUGGACUUCAUGGUGGAGCCCGCCACCAUCAGGCUCGAGGCCAUCGCGGGGGCGCCACGCCCUGAUCCGGCAUGGGAGCCAUAUCUGACACCCCCUUUUCAAGGGUGUAUUGCGGUGCGAUUGGCUGGGACGCUCAUCUACGAGACCAGGCAGCGUCCCAAUGCGAUGUACCACUUCCUUGUCUUCGCGGCGCAGAAGCGGGAGCGGCAGCCUUACACCGAGACGCAUGUGGUGAUAACGGGUCCAGGGCCCCGAUCGGUGCGCAAGCGGGUGGUGCGAGCAGUGGCGGAUCUGGCGCCACAUGUCCUGUCUCAUGUGCCGGGGGCUUUCCUCUAUCCCUCGUUCGUGCAGCACCACUUCCUGGAGGAAGAUGCGCCAACGACUCCCGCGGCGAUGGCCGCUUUUCUUCCGCCUAUUCCUCCCCCUCUCAAUCCCGACAUAGAUCACUUCCUCUGAUCACCCCCGUCUACCUCUCCCCUGUUCUCUCCUUCUCCUUCUCUUUAUCGUCUUCUUCGACUAUCUCCAAAGUUC